UGUUCCUCAAUUUUUCAGUCUAUUUCAAACCGUUGUCCAGAAAGUACGCGAGUCGACCGUCGAAAAACGUUCUGUCUUCCCUUCGGAUUGUGCCUAAUUUUGUCCCUAAAUGAGUGCAAAUCUGCCCUGAAACUGCCGCGGAGUCCUAUUUGUGGUCUAUGGUAUUCAUAUUUUCACAUCUAGCUCAGAAUGUGUUGAAAAUGUCUGCAAAAGUAGAAACUGUGUCUCAGCGAGAAACUCGGGCUGGGCGCCGAGCGGAGAAAAAGGAAGAGAAGCAUGUGCCCAAAGGCGGAGGAAGAAAGCCCAAGUUUGAAAAUGAGAAUCGACACCAUAAGCAUGGCCGGAAGCGAAGCCAAAGUUUCUCUGCCGGCGGAAAUAAUAAAUUCUUGCCCCCAUACAAGAAGCGUAAAAAAGACUGCCUCCAUACCCAAAAUUUCGCUCCACCCACCAAGUUCUUACUGGGCGGAAAUAUAUGUGAUCCUCUCAACCUGAAUAGUCUCCAGGAUGAAGAAAUCAACAAGGCAAUGAAUGCCGUGACACCAAAGUCAUCACCGUUACCAACCCCAAAACGUCGGCGACCUGAAGUGGAAGCUGUAGUUCCACAAUUUAGUGAUGAUGCAUAUUUAAUGUCCGGUGAAGAUGAGGCUGAGUAUGAAGCCCAAUUAAAUAUAUCACCAAUCAAGCGGAUAUCCAGGAGAAAAAAGAAAAGGCCUCACAAAAAGUCAAAUUCCUCUAGCAGCCUGACUGCUCUUAGGACUAACAUUUCAAAUGGUGAAAAUUUGAGUAAAUCUGAUUCAGAGACCAUCAGUCCAACUGCAACCUCUGGUCCUUUUAUCGUUCCAAGACCGGUCGCUCAGCGAGCAGAGACAGUUCCAAAGGAUACUCCCGACAAAGAAAUCGAGGCAGCCAGAUUAGUUACUGAUGACCAAGGUGCUAAAGCUGAAAAGCAGGACUCCACUGAAUGUUGUGACGUUGCCUCGCAAAAUGUAAAGAACAAAGAAGAAGUAGCAACGGUUAAAGAAGAAAUCACCCCAACUCCUCGAGAAGAGUUCAUAGUGCCUCAUCAUCCUCCUCCGAGAGAUCAUCUGCGAUUGUCGAUGGAAUCACAACCCCAUGAUAGUGCUGAAAAAGGGUGGAAGUCUGAUAUUAAAGAUAAAAUAGUUAGUCCUGUUGUACCACAGCCGAGGAUCACUGCCUCAAAAUUUCGACAUAUGCCUGGAAUUAGGGUAGAGAAAGUAGCCAAAGGACAAAAAACACCAAAAUUUAAUGAUAAGAAUGCCAGGUUUCACUAUGGAAAUUACAAUCGGUAUUACGGGUAUCGCAACCCUCAUUUUGAAACAGAUCCACGAAUCAAGUGUUUCACUAAGCGAAGAGAACUAUUUUUUGAUAAAGAUGUUCUAGACAUCGGCUGUAACAUUGGACACAUAACUUUAACUAUUGCUCGUGAUUUUGGUGCACGCAGUAUUGUAGGCUUAGACAUAGAUAAAAAAUUGAUUCAAGUUGCAAGGACUAAUAUCAAACAUUACAUCAAUUGUGUUAAUUCGCCAUCUAAUCCUCAUUUCACUCCGGAGAGAAACGAAAGCAUACCAUCUGAAUCUACUUCUGCUGCUCCUGUUUCUUCAACCGCUUCUUCUACCACUCCUUUGGAAGCAGGACCAUCUACAUCUACAGCCCCACCAGAGCUGUCAACCAAACAAGAAACAACCAACUUCUUUCCAAUCUCAAUGCCUAUCAUUUACGGUCCUCUGCAAGUGCCAGGGACGUCAUCGAGUCAUCGAAAAGGAUUCCCUCAUAAUGUCUCUUUUGUUCAGGGUAAUUAUGUGCUGGAUUCUGAUGUGCUGGUCUCGAUGGAGCAGCCUCAAUUUGAUGUUAUUCUAUGCCUUAGUAUAACCAAGUGGAUACAACUGAACUGGGGCGACGCAGGCUUGAAACGGGCCUUUAAACGAAUGUUUGCGCAACUGAGGCCUGGUGGUGUAUUAAUACUCGAACCUCAGUCUUGGCCUUCAUAUAAGAAAAAACGAAAUUUCACCGAAACUAUGUGGAAAAACUAUAAAGAAGUAAAAUUCUUUCCUCACCAGUAUUCUACUUACCUUCUUUCAGUAGUAGGCUUCAGUAAAUGUGAAGUUAUGGCAACUCCUCUACAUCAAUCAAAAGGCUUUCAAAGGCCCAUCAAAGUUUAUACCAAAGCUAUCACCGCUCCCCUUCUUCCGCCUGUAACUUCAAGCACAGGGAGUGAGAACAGUUCAAUGCAAGUGGGAGAGAAGCCAGGAACUACAGAAAAUACAGACAAAACGGCAAAUGCCUCCUGAAAUCCCCCAAGAUUCAAGUCAGUCCGUUUUUAAUCUUUGCAUGCCAUGCAUCACUGCUCUUAAAAAUGGACCAUAAGAAAUUGAGGAUUAGAUUGAAUCUUAAUCUUUUCAAUUUCUUCGUGUUUUGUACAUAAGUUCUCUUGUGAUUACUUUGUUUUCUUUCUUGUAUUUGUAGCUUUUCUCCUUUCGUUCUUUGCACAUAUGUUUUCUUCCAUUCAGCUGUGAACCUAUUUUUAUUAUUUAAUGAAAAGACUUUGGAGCCAAGUGAUUUGCCCGGGCUUUUAAAUUCCUAUAUGCUUUGCAUAAUUUUUUACUGUGGGUAAGAAAAUGGACUGUGUCAGUUCUAGAGGGCAAUUUUUUCAACAAAGCAAUUUUUAUCAAGUUGAAAAGUAGGUGUUUGGGAUGAUGUUUACCAGUAUCUUUAAGUUGCAACAAGCAGUUUCAUUUAUUUUUUUCAUCUUAGAUAGUACUUGAAUGAAUUUUAUCUCCCCCUGUUUGAGCUCGAGGAAAAAAUUGUUCCUCAAUGUAAUGUGUUCGGUCAUUCUGCAUACCCUCGAGUUCUUUUGAAAUUCCCUCAGCAAUAAAUGAGAGUGCUGAGUAUGUCUUUGGUAAUGAACCCAAUUGCACAAACUUGAACUGAGAAAGGGAAGGAUGCUCAGUCUAGCAUGAAGUUUUGCUGUUAAUCCAAAUAAUUUUGACUGCAAAUGGACUUGUUCCAAAAAUGCAUAACUCCAUAGCACUCCCUAUUUUCAACUUUCCACUGAUUUUACAGAGAAUAAAAAAGUUCUCACUAUUGAUUAUUCCCAUCAGCUGUCCCUUCAUCUUCCUUUCAAUUUGUCUAAAAAUAUCAAGAGGAUAAAAACUGGAGGGAGCACAGUUAUAAUGAGGAAGUAAAGAAUGUGUAAUCGUCGUAAAAACAAUGCGUCAAAACUUACAUCUGUGUUUAACGAUUCUAAUGUUCUGAAAUUUACUUUAAUACUUUAUAACGCCACUUUGGUUAGGUUGUCAAGUUAGAUAAUCACCAAGUUUUCCUUCUUGAAGAGGUAUCAGUAACCUAAUUUGGACUAUCUAUUUUCUAAGGUGCCUUGCCCUAGGAAGGACCACAUUUUAAGAUUCAAUAAGAGCUGACAAUCAGUGGUGAAUCAUGUGAGUUCCUUACAGUCAUAGCAUACGUUUUAUUUGAAAAUUACUCUGUCUUUAUACAAAAUUAUUCAUGGUUUCAAGGCUCUCAGACACAUCAAUUGCCCCUUAACAGGUGUUUCAACUGUGAUGCGUUUUGUUAUUGUUUAGUAGUUACAGUUAAAGUAGUCAUUAAAACGGAAACUUUUUGUCCGCAAGUGAGCGGAUACAGAGGGUUUUAUCUGUAUCUUGAAACAAAUAGACACUGUGAUUUAUUUUGAUAAAAUUUAAUAGAUAAGUAGUCAGAAAUAUAUUAACUUCAAUUGCUCUAUGACCUACUCGACCAAACAAAUGAUUAUAAUAAUGUAUGAAAGAAUUUCGAAGAUGGUUGCUUUUUCUGAGGUUUGUUUUGACGGUGAGUCAAUUAUUAUGUCAAGCAGUAGGCAAAUCCUCAAAAUGAGCCCCUGUUACAGAUAUGCCAAACGCUAUCCUUGAGGCUCAGUUAAUUGCUUGGCUCAACAUUUUUCUCUCCUUCGAAUAUGCUUUCACAACACAUUUCAUAAUUUUGGUCCCACGCACUUAUGCUUCAAUUUAUAAGAAUAAAUAAUUUUCUCAAUAAACAACUCAUUACUUUUGAUUCAAUCGCAAUACUUACUUUAUGACUGUUUAUUAAUUCAAUUUUUGUAAAUUUACUUCGUAAGUUUUAACUGUUAAAUCAUAUUUAAGUAAAUUUAAUGUCUCUAAGUUCCAGCAGUAUGGAAUAUUAAGGUGAGGAUUAAAAAUGCUCAAUGUUGGACAGAACUAUCAGAUAAUUUCUUUUCUAAAAGAGGUGUUUCCAGAUUUCAACUCCAUUCUUUCGAAUUAGAAAUCAUUUGAUUAUUUGCAAAUUAUGAUAUACUAAAAUUCUAUCUUUCAAAUAGAAUCUCAAUGAAUUUCAAGUAUUUAAAAAUGUCCUCAGUCUGAAAAGUUUUCAGCGCAAUAAGUUCUAUUUAUGGAGAUAAUUUCAUUGUAAAGGCAAUCUAACUUCAUCAGUUAAUUUAUGACCAGCAAUCAUUUGAUUUUGUACAACAUUUCUGUCCGAUUAAGUCUUAUUCUAUUGAAAACUCAGGGUGAUUUCAUAAAAAAACUAGGUCCUGAAACCCAGGGGGGUCAGUCUUUGAAACUUAAUAUUUGAAGAGAAUGUCUUUCACCUUGAGACUAAAAAAAUUCAAGUUUUACAGUUUGAUAUCAUUGUUUCAAAGAACAUUUUUUAAUGCUGCACCAAGAUUUUGAACAAAAUCUCACUCAAGGUGUCUUCGUGUGAAAAUACUGUAAUUAACGAGUGAUUUAGUCUAUAAAAUCAUGAACCGAGAAUCUGAUGCAAUUUAGUUUUGCAUGCCUCAUCAGUGCUCUUUCCUUGUCCUGAAAUUUUCAAGUGAUCUUGCAGUCUUUAUAAUACUUGGUAUUGUUUUCGUAAGGAUGUAAGGAUAAACUUAGUUUUUAUUAUCCGACAAGUUAGAGCUGUGCUUUAUCAUCAAACUGUAUUACGCAAGAAUUAUUAGAUUGAAAUACUCUAUUUCAUUUGUUUUAAUCAUAAAAUGUAAGUGAAUGAAGCAAUUAUGUAGACAUACUCUUCAAAGCAACUACCCACAACUUUUUUUUUUCACCGUUUUCUUUUGUUGAUACAUAUAUCACUGUAUGCCAUGGAUUCAUUUGUCAAUGAUCCUCAUUCUUCUUGAUUUUCAAUGAAUUUGCAAAUUGUCGCUCAUUUGAGUAGUUAACGAUUUUACUUAUUGUAAUCAGAUGGACUGGAGCAAAACAGUCACAUCUGCAUUGCGGUGUUUCAAAAUCUUAUAUCAAUUUUAAAUUCUUGAAAGUAAACCAACCAACAUCCACACCAGAAAAUCUUUGCAAUUCUUCUUGCCUCUAAGAAGAUUCUUUCCAUGAUUAAGUUUCAUAGUUUCCUUCCAUAAAAUUGAAAUAGGAGAUAAGAUCUAUAGUGCAUUGCAGAUGUGACUGUUUUACUCACAUCUGUCCAACUGGAUUAUCAAAUAAGUACUGUAUUCUUAAAAUUUUGUUUUCCAAGGAUAUCUGAAGUUAGUUUUCCUGAAAACGCUCAAAAGCUACUUAUAGGCCAUUUAUUUUUUUUUUAUUCCAUCACUAUUUAGUCCUUUGCAAUUCUAAAUGAUCUUAACUGGGUACCUUCCAAAUGAAGUGAACAUCUCUUUCAAU
This is a messenger RNA of Bemisia tabaci, 5639 nucleotides long. RefSeq names its product 7SK snRNA methylphosphate capping enzyme. Gene Ontology annotation, biological process: snRNA modification. The record is from RefSeq and is a predicted model, not a curated record. Gene Ontology annotation, molecular function: RNA methyltransferase activity; O-methyltransferase activity; snRNA binding. NCBI's taxonomy places the organism in Eukaryota, Metazoa, Arthropoda, Insecta, Hemiptera, Aleyrodidae.